This is a messenger RNA of Acanthosepion pharaonis, 750 nucleotides long. The record is from the annotation of a GenBank genome assembly. NCBI's taxonomy places the organism in Eukaryota, Metazoa, Mollusca, Cephalopoda, Sepiida, Sepiidae.
AUGACCUCAGCUAUCCAUUACUCCACCAUACCUCAGCUAUCCAUUACUCCACCAUGCCUCAGCUAUCCAUUACUCCACCAUGACUCAGCUAUCCAUUACUCCACCAUGACCGCCAUUACCCACCAUCCUAUCCAUUACUCUACCAUACCCUCAGCUAUCCAUUACUCCACCAUGCCUCAGCUAUCCAUUACCCACCAUGACUCAGCUAUCCAUUACUCCACCAUGCCGCAGCUAUCCAUUACUCUACCAUACCAGCCAUCCAUUACUCCACCAUGCCCCUCAGCCAUCCAUUACUCCACCAUGGCUCAGCUAUCCAUUACUCCACCAUGCCGCAGCUAUCCAUUACCUACCAUGACCUCAGCUAUCCAUUACUCCACCAUGACCACAUCCAUGACUCACCCAUCCAAGCCAUCCAUCCAUUACUCCACCAUGACUCAGCUAUCCAUUACUCUACCAUGCCCUCAGCUAUCCAUUACUCCACCAUGCCUCAGCUAUCCAUUACUCCACCAUGACUCAGCCAUCCAUUACUCCACCAUGCCGCAGCUAUCCAUCCAUAUCCACACUCCAUGCCUCAGCUAUCCAUACCCACCAUGCCUCAGCUAUCCAUUACUCCACCAUGCCUCAGCUAUCCAUUACUCCACCAUGACUCAGCUAUCCAUUACUCCACCAUGCCUCAGCUAUCCAUUACUCCACCAUGCCUCAGCUAUCCAUUACUCCACCAUGCCUCAGCUAUCCAUUACUCCACCAUGA